AUGGCAGACCAGACCCAAUUCAUCUCAAUUCAACAAAAUGCAAAUCGUUUACGACAAAAUGCAACAGAUGAUUAUGAUUCAAUAAUAGUGGCAAUUGGAAAUACUCAUAUUGUGAUAAUCGGCGAAGUUUCACAUGGUUCACAUGAAUUUUAUGCACAUCAAGCAGAAAUAACAAAACGGUUAAUUCAAGAAAAAGGUUGUACUAUUAUUGCUUGUGAAGCUGAUUGGCCAUCAGCAUAUCGAGUUAAUCGUUGGGUAAAAGGAGAUUCGACUACAUUAAAUAUCACAGAUGCAAAUGAUGCAUUAAAACAAUUUACACGAUUCCCAUUAUGA
Molecule: messenger RNA, 333 nt
Organism: Rotaria socialis
Lineage: Eukaryota; Metazoa; Rotifera; Eurotatoria; Philodinida; Philodinidae
Source: the annotation of a GenBank genome assembly